This is a messenger RNA of Panthera uncia (snow leopard), 5906 nucleotides long. RefSeq names its product PEAK1 related, kinase-activating pseudokinase 1 (gene PRAG1). The record is from RefSeq and is a predicted model, not a curated record. Bases 346 to 4536 code for a protein of 1396 amino acids. Gene Ontology annotation, molecular function: ATP binding; protein kinase activity. Gene Ontology annotation, biological process: protein phosphorylation. The transcript is spliced from 6 exons. NCBI's taxonomy places the organism in Eukaryota, Metazoa, Chordata, Mammalia, Carnivora, Felidae.
UAACCGGAGGCGGAGGGGGCGGAGCCGCGCUCGCAGCUGCCACCCGGCCUCCGGGCCCAGGCAGAGGACACCCGCCCGCGGCCGGGCACGCACUGCGCGCGCUCACUCUCCAAACAAUGCUCCGAGGCGCCCGGCCGGGCGGCUGGCUUCUCGGCGACCGACGGCGAGACCGGGGGAGCGCGGCCCCGAGACUCUAGGGUAAUGCAGCCAUCCUCUGGCCACGUGGAUCUCUGAUCAGGCAGAUCCCUGCCAUUCCCGGGAGCCGCUCCGUGCCCCGCGUCUGCCUCCCAUAAGACCACGCCAGAGAGCUGGGCACAAGAUGAGCCAGCACACUGUCUGCUCAAGAUGCACCAGACCGUCCGACUGAGCCCCGCGAGCCCAAAAAUGUCUGCGUGCAGUGACUUUGUGGAGCACAUCUGGAAGCCCGGGUCCUGCAAGAACUGCUUCUGCCUGAGGAGUGACCACCAGCUGGCACCCGGCCAUCCCCAGCCGCGAGCAGGCAGCCUGCCCCCUCCACCUCGCCUGCCCCCCAGGGCGGAGACCUGCCGCCAGGAAGAUGACGCUGUGAACAGCUCCCCCUACUCCAAGCCCACCAUCGCCGUGAAGCCCACCAUGAUGAGCUCAGACGCCUCUGACGUGUGGACAGAGGCGAACCUGAGCGCCGAAGUCUCGCAGGUCAUCUGGAGACGAGCCCCCGGCAAGCUCCCCCUCCCGAAGCAGGACGACGUGCCGAUAGUUUACCUGGGCAGCUUCCGUGGCGUCCAGAAGCCUGCCGGGCCCUCCGUCUCCGCAGAUGGCCACUCUCGCUGCCCCCCUGCAUAUGCCAUGGUUGGUCUGCACAGCCUCGAGGCCCGGGGGGAGCGGAGCACUGCCUUCCACCCAGUGAGUUUCCCCAAUGAGAAGGGGGGGCGAGAAGAUAAACCCAUGUUUCCCUACCAGGAGCUGACCUCCACUCAGGAGAGCUUCCGCCAGAAAGUGGCUGCCUUUGCCGGGAUGACAUCUGGCUGUCACAAGGGCGCCGGGCCCUGCCCCUCUCCACAGCCGCUGCGGGAGUCCCUGGCCUCGGAGGAUGACAGCGAUCAAAGGUGCUCGCCUUCAGGGGACAGCGAGGGGGGGGAAUACUGCUCCAUCCUGGAUUGUUGCCCCGGGAGCCCCACGGCCACGGCCACCUCACAGGCUGCGAGUUCUCGGUGCAGGCCUGGCGGAGGGGACCGCCCAGCAGUGUGCUGGGGGCAGGCAGUGUGUGCGGGGUCCACUGAGGAGCAGAAGCGGGUUGUGAGCUUCCCGAGGGAGUGCUGCAGCCAGGGCCCCGUGGAGAACCCUCCCCGCCUGGGUCCCAAGAAGCUGUCCCUGCCCUCAGAGGCGACAGGUUCUUCAGACGGCCUCUCCUGUGGGAGUCCCAGCAGCGGGGCCAGCAGCCCCUUCGCCCCCCAUCUUGAGAGUGAUUACUGCUCCCUCAUGAAGGAACCUGUGCCAGGGAAGCAGCAGGACGCUGGCUCGAACAGGUGCCUUGGACUGACUGGGGAGCCCCAGCCUCCAGCCCACCCCAGCGAGGCUGUACAGCCUGAACCCAUCUAUGCUGAGAGCACCAAGAGGAAGAAGGCGGUUCCAGCGCCUUCUAAGCCACAGGCCACAGCGGAACACGCAGCAGCAGCUGCUCGGGGCCAGGGCCAGGUACGGACAGCUAAUGCCUGGGCUCCGAAAGCGCCAUCUGGCUGGGGCCGGGACAGGGAAGGCCCAGAUAAGGUUCCCCAGGUGGCAGCCACCAUCACGGUCAUGGCAGCCCAUCCAGAAGAGGACCGCCGGACGAUCUACCUGAGCAGCCCCGACUCUGCAGUGGGGGUGCAGUGGCCACGCGGGCCCCUGAGCCAGGACUCAGAGGCAGGUGAAGAGGAGACUUCAGCUGGCCAGGGGCUGAGCUCCAGAGAAAGCCACCGCUCCGACACGAGUGAGAACACACCCAAGGGGAAGCCUGCCAUUCCCCCCAAGCUGUCCAAGAGUAGCCCCGGUGGGUCCCCAGUGUCGCCAUCUGCCUCCCCACUCUCUGACCUCAGCGAGGGGAGCGCUGGGGGUGGUCUUGGACCCCAGGCUUUAUCCGGGGGCCCCACUGACUCUGCGUCCUCCUGCCGGGCCAAUGGCGUCGCCACCAAUGACUCUGUCUGGUGCCACCCACCUGCCGCCACUGCCUCAGCCUUGGACCAGCGGCGGCCCCGGUACCAGACUGGGGCCUGGAGUCGUCAGUGCCGGAUAGAGGAAGAGGAGGAGGUGGAGCAGGAGUUGUUGAGUCAAAGCUGGGGACGAGAGAUGGAAAACGGCGCCACAGACCCCUCAAACUCCUCUGCCUGGCACCAUCUCCACCCCACAGACGGCUCCUUUGGGCAGAGCAGCAAAGUCGGGACCGGGAUGAGCAAAUCGGCCUCUUUUGCCUUUGAGUUCCCCAAGGACAGAAGUGGGAUUGAAGUGUUCUCACCUCCUCCACCGCCUCCAAAAUCGAGGCAUCUUUUAAAGAUGAACAAGAGUAGCUCUGAUUUGGAAAAAGUGAGCCAGGGCUCCGCAGAGAGCCUCAGCCCUCCCUGCAGAGGCGUCCACGUCGGCUUCACCACGGGUUCCACUGACAGCCUGGCCUCGGACUCCAGGACCUGCAGCGAUGGAGGCCCUUCCUCUGAGCCAGCGCACUCCCCCACCAGCAGCGGGAAGAAACUCUUUGCUCCUGUUCCAUUUCCUUCGGGCUCCACUGAGGAUGUGUCCCCCAGCGGCCCCCUGCAGCCCCCGCCUCUCCCCCAGAAGAAGUUAGUGAGCCGAGCGGCCUCUUCGCCUGAUGGCUUCUUCUGGACCCAAGGCUCCCCCAAGCCAAGAACAGCAAGUCCCAAGCUGAACCUCAGCCACUCGGAAACCAACGUCUGUGCCCACGAAGAGUCCCACUUCAGCUACUCCUCGAGCCCCGGGAGCCGCCACCAUCAUAUCUUCUCCUCUUCUGAGCCCCUGGAGAAAACUUUCAAAGGCAACGGCCACUGGGUGCCGGCACCAGGGCUGGCGGGCGGCCAGAGCGGCUUCGGGAGCCCCAGCCUCCAGUGCAAAGGGGUCCCCUCGGCCUCCCAGCUGAGCGUGUCCAGCCAGGCCUCCACCGGCAGCACCCAGCUGCAGCUCCACAGCCUCCUGGGCAGCAUCAGCAGCAAGGAGGGCACCUAUGCCAAGUUGGGGGGCCUCUAUGCCCAGUCCCUGGUGCGCCUCGCAGCCAAGUGUGAGGACCUCUUCAUGGGUGGCCAGAAAAAGGAGCUGCACUUCAACGAGAAUAACUGGUCACUCUUCAAACUGACCUGUAACAGGCCCUGUUGUGACUCGGGGGACGCCAUCUAUUAUUGCGCCACCUGCUCCGAGGACCCUGGCAGCACCUACGCGGUGAAAAUCUGCAAGACCCCUGAGCCCAAAGCAGCCCCUUACUGCAGCCCUUCCGUGCCCGUGCACUUCAACAUCCAGCAGGACUGCGGCCACUUUGUUGCCUCGGUGCCCUCCAGCAUGCUCACCUCUCCUGACGCACCCAAGGACCCUCUGCCUGCACCCCCGUCACACCCGCCUGCCCAGGAGCAGGACUGCGUGGUGGUCAUCACCCCCGAGGUGCCCCACCAGACGGCCUCUGACUUUGUGCGGGACUCCGCCUCCAGCCAUCAGUCCGAGCCUGAGGUUUACGAGCGGCGCGUGUGCUUCCUGCUCCUGCAGCUUUGCAACGGGCUGGAGCAUCUGAAGGAGCACGGCAUCAUCCACCGGGACCUGUGCCUGGAGAACCUGCUGCUGGUGCACUGCUCCCCCCAGGCCUCCCCCGGCGCCUCCCCCGCCGCCCCAUCCCCUUCCCCGGCUGGGGCUCCCGCAGCGUGCCCCUCUGCCUCUCUCGCGGCCGCCGCCCCCUCCCCUGCCUGCCAGGGGGUGCCCAGUGAGAAGUACCUGCCGCGGCUCAUCAUCAGCAACUUCCUGAAGGCCAAGCAGAAGCCAGGCGGCACCACCAACCUGCAGCAGAAGAAGAGCCAGGCCCGGCUGGCCCCCGAGAUCGUGUCUGCCUCGCAGUACCGCAAGUUCGAUGAGUUCCAGACGGGCAUCCUCAUUUAUGAGCUGCUCCACCAGCCCAACCCGUUCGAGGUGCGGGCGCGGCUGCGGGAACAGGACUACCGGCAGGAGGACCUGCCCCCGCUGCCCGCGCUGUCCCUCUACUCGCCCGGCCUGCAGCAGCUCGCACACCUGCUGCUGGAGGCCGACCCCAUCAAGCGCAUCCGCAUCGGCGAGGCCAAGCGGGUGCUGCAGUGCCUGCUGUGGGGGCCGCGGCGGGAGCUGGUGGAGCAGCCGGGCACGUCGGAGGAGGUGCUGUGCGGCACGCUGCACAACUGGAUCGACAUGAAGCGCGCCCUGAUGAUGAUGAAGUUUGCCGAGCGGGCGGCGGACCGCAGGCGCGGGGUGGAGCUGGAGGACUGGCUGUGCUGCCAGUAUCUGGCGGCGGCCGAGCCGGGGGCGCUCCUCCAGUCCCUGAAGCUCCUGCAGCUUCUGUGAGCGCGGCGCCCCAGCCCCGCCCUUCAGCCGCCAGCUCCCCUGCCCGCGCCUCCCACCCAUCCCCCCCACCCCUUGCACCCUGCCUGGCCUUGGGAACAUCUGUCUCCCCUGGGAAAUGGUACAAACGACUGUCAUACUUGGAUGUAAUAUAUACAUAAAAUAUCUAAAUAAGAAAGACUGUGGCUGUCAUUGCCCACUCCGUCCCCCCGCUCUCCGUCCUCCUCAAGUCCUCCAGGUUUCUUCCUGCAGUCAGUACACUCCUUGCCCCGCGCCCCGGCCUGGGGACAGUUCUGCGGAUGCAGUGAAGUCUGGACUCCGACUUCACUACGUCACCAUGGGAUCACUUUACCCCUUUGUCAAAUGGCUGUUAAAAAAAAAAAAAAAAUCCAGCAGACCUUCACUCACUAUUUUUUGGUUUUAAAGUUUAUUUAUUUUGAAAGAGAGAGUAUGAGCGGGGGAGGGGCAGAGAGGAAGAGAGAGAGAGAGAGACAGAGAGAGAGAGAGAGAAUCUCAAGCAGGCUCCACUCUGUGAACACAGAGCAGAUGUGGGGCUUGAACUCAGGAACUGUGAGACCAUGACCUGAGGGGAAACCAAGAGUUGAGGCUUUGCUGACCUAGCCACCCAGGUGCCCCCAACAGACCUUCAUUUAUUUAUUUAUUUAUUUAUUUUUAUUUUUUAACGUUUUAUUUAUUUUUGAGACAGAGACAGAGCAUGAAUGGGGGAGGGGCAGAGAGAGAGGGAGACACAGAAUCGGAAGCAGGCUCCAGGCUCUGAGCCAUCAGCCCAGAGCCCGACGCGGGACUCGAACUCCUGGACCGCGAGAUUGUGACCUGAGCUGAAGUCGGCCGCUUAACCGACUGAGCCACCCAGGCGCCCCCAGACCUUCAUUUAAAAAAAAAAAUGGGGGUUGAGCUCUUUUAUCCCCAAGUGUUCACAUGUGUUAAUAUGUUUGGUGGUUAAAUUGAAUAUAAGCCUCUGAGCAGUAGCUCCAAGACCACUUGAGGUAUCCUUGACCUGCUGGUGAGCUAGAGCAGCGGGCCACUAGGCCCCGGGGCCUGUGGGCAUCACUUAACCUCCCCACGCAACAGUGUCUUAGAAUCCAGACUCGACUCCGAGGCCAGCAGAGGUUCAGAAUUCAACCCCACUGCUCCAAAUCCAUUUCCAGGUGGCUAAAGCUGGCUGCCAUUAGUAUCCGUCAGAGGCCUGGCUGAAAUGGAAUCCACCCCAGAUGGUUCAGACGAAGAAACUGUAAGGGUCCCACUUAGGGGUGGAAAGGGUCAAGAGAAAACAGGAGGGACAAUGAGGCAAAAGCAGGAGCUGAGGUGCGUGAACUAACCAUCCACCUUCCAUUUCCCACCUGCCAUCCCCA